AGGGGGCCCUACAAAGACGCGGUUCCGGCCGCCAUGGAUCCGGCGUGCGCUCGAGUGCACUUUAUUUCGACUACCAACGUUUGCGGGUGAGAAAGCGCUGCCUGAGGCACGACGAGCAACAUGGCGACCCAUGACGUCAAGACGGACCCUUUGGCGGAUGACAAGAAGAUUGAGGAUAUUGAAGAGAAGAAGACGAGCUCGGAUGCCGAGAUCGAAGCGAAUCAGCUCGAGAUUGAUGAGAAGGAGGCGAGGCGGAUUUUGUCCAAGGUGGACUACAGGCUCGUGCCCGUGCUGGCGCUGCUGUAUCUUGUCGCGUUCAUCGAUCGGAGCAACAUCGGGAAUGCGAAAGUCGCGGGCUUGACAGCGGACCUGCAUAUGCACGGCCUGCAGUACAACACCGCCGUCACGCUCUUCUUCGUCCCGUAUACGCUGCUCGAAGUCCCCAGCAACAUCGUCCUGAAGCUGAUGCGGCCGAGUCGCUGGAUCGCCAUCCUCAUGUUCUCGUGGGGCGUCGUCAUGACGCUCAUGGGCCUGACGUCCAGCUAUGGCGGACUUCUUGCCGGGCGCUUCUUCCUGGGCGUCACAGAGUCCGGAUUCUUCCCCGCUGCGACAUUCCUUCUCACGCUCUGGUACCGCCGUUACGAAGUCCAGCGCCGCAUGGCCGUCUUCUACGUCGCCGCCUCCCUGUCCGGCGCCUUUUCGGGCCUGCUCGCCUAUGCCAUCCAAAAGCUAGAGGGCCGCUCAGGCCUCGGAGGCUGGCAGUGGAUUUUUAUAAUCGAGGGUCUUGUUCCCGUCGGCCUCGCCACCAUCAUCUGGAAGGUCCUGCCGGAUUCGCCGGAGACGGCGCGCUUCUUGACGCAGCCGGAGCGUGACUUCCUCGUGCGAAGACUGGCCGACGAGACGGGGAGUGGCCGUGGGCAUGUGACGAACCAGGAUAAGAUGGGGAAGAAGUACAUCAUCGCGGGACUUUCGGACUGGAAGAUUUGGGCGGCGGUGGUGAUUUUCUGGGGAAAUACCGUGGGCGUGUAUGGCUUCACCGCAACCGUCCCCACCGUCAUCAACGGUCUCGGCUACUCCGCCGCCAACGCUCAGCUACUUACCAUCCCCAUCUACGUGUUCGCCUCCAUCGUCACCAUCAUCUUCGCCUGGUGGUCCGACUACGCGAAGACCCGCUCGCCCUUCAUCAUCGCCGGCUUUGCAAUUGCCUGCUGCGGCUUCAUCGCUCAACUCGCCAUCCCGCACCCCAAAUACCCCGGCCUGACCUACGGCUUCCUGUUCCCCGUCGCGGGCGGCCUCUACUGCCCCUUCAUCAUCCUCGUGUCCUGGAUCGCUAACUCGCUCGCUCCGUCCAGUAAACGCGCAGUCGGAAUGGCGCUGCUCAUCAGCGUGGGUAACAUGGGCGGCAUCAUGGGCAGCAACAUCUAUUUGGAGCGCGAGAAGCCUAAGUAUAAGACGGGCUUUGGUGUCAGCUUGGCCAUGUGCUGCACGGCAAUUGCGAUGACAUUUGUGAUCAGGAUGGCGUAUAAGAGGGAGAAUACCAAACGGGAGGCGCUGUUGAGGGAGCAUGGCGAGGAGGUGAUCCGGGCGAGGUAUACGGAGCAGGAGAUGCUUGACCUAGGAGACAAGAGCCCCUUCUAUAGGUAUACUCUGUAAGCUGAGUCGUCUAGCUAGGUCUGCGGUGGUUAGUGCGAACGUAGGUAGACAAGGCUCGGAU
Molecule: messenger RNA, 1714 nt
Organism: Trematosphaeria pertusa
Lineage: Eukaryota; Fungi; Ascomycota; Dothideomycetes; Pleosporales; Trematosphaeriaceae
Product: MFS general substrate transporter
Exons: 4
Coding region: 121-1653 (510 amino acids)
Biological process (GO): transmembrane transport
Cellular component (GO): membrane
Molecular function (GO): transmembrane transporter activity
Source: RefSeq, a predicted model, not a curated record